Nothobranchius furzeri (turquoise killifish) is the source of this 3420-nucleotide messenger RNA. RefSeq names its product cytohesin-3. The record is from RefSeq and is a predicted model, not a curated record. Gene Ontology annotation, molecular function: guanyl-nucleotide exchange factor activity. NCBI's taxonomy places the organism in Eukaryota, Metazoa, Chordata, Actinopteri, Cyprinodontiformes, Nothobranchiidae. Gene Ontology annotation, biological process: regulation of ARF protein signal transduction.
CUGCAGCAGCGUAGCCUCCUCUCUUGAUACGAGUGGAGUGAAGGCGUAUUUGGAGGGAUAACGAUAGCGGGCUCGGUCACUGAGAGCUUAAAGACAAUCUGCUGCUUCUACAGACAGACCGCCAGACAGAAACGGACUGGAGGAACCGGGACGACUAUCCGUGAGGCAUUUUUAAAUGGCCACAACAUUUCCAGAAGAGAGACGGUGCUGCCCGUAACACUACCUGUACACAACCCAACGCGUCCUGGAAAUUAGGACGUGUGACAUUUUGAGUAAAUCAAACGUAACGGAAGUUUUUGGGAGCGAUUUUUAGGAGUUUUAUAUUUGUUGGGUGUAGUCAUGGACGAGGAUAAUCAAGGCGAGCGAGAUGAAGAUGUGGAACAGAUGCAAAGAGAGACUGAUGUCUUCAGUCAGAUCUUCAAAAUAGUGCCCGAGGACCUGUCUUUGGAGGAGAGAGUUGAGCUGUCGAACAUCCGACGCAGGAAAAAAGAGCUCCUCGAUGAUAUAGAACGUCUGAAGUUUGAAAUUUCAGAAGUUAUGAAUGAGAUCGAACAGCUAACCUCUGUGGGGGAAAGCAAAACUUCACAAAGAAACAAACAGAUCGCCAUGGGAAGGAAGAAGUUCAAUAUGGACCCAAAAAAGGGAAUCCAGUUCCUCUUGGAGAAUGAUCUUCUUCAGAACACACCAGAAGACAUUGCACAGUUUCUCUACAAAGGCGAAGGGCUCAACAAAACCGUCAUUGGGGACUACUUAGGCGAACGGGAUGACUUUAACAUCAAGGUCCUCCAGGCCUUUGUGGAGCUUCAUGAGUUUGCAGACCUCAACCUUGUUCAAGCCUUAAGGCAGUUUCUGUGGAGCUUCAGACUUCCCGGUGAAGCCCAGAAGAUUGAUCGCAUGAUGGAGGCGUUUGCCUCCAGGUACUGCCAGUGCAAUCCUGGAGUCUUCCAGUCCACAGACACCUGCUAUGUCCUCUCAUUUGCCAUUAUAAUGCUGAACACCAGCCUCCACAAUCCCAACGUGAGAGACAAGCCCCCGGUGGAGCGCUUCAUCUCCAUGAACAGGGGGAUCAACGAGGGGGGAGACCUCCCAGAGGAGCUACUCAGGAAUCUGUAUGACAGCAUCAAGAGCGAACCCUUUAAGAUCCCAGAGGAUGAUGGGAACGACCUGACGCACACGUUCUUCAACCCAGACAGAGAAGGAUGGCUGCUCAAAUUAGGUGGCCGAGUGAAAACCUGGAAGAGGAGGUGGUUCAUCCUGACGGACAAUUGCCUCUACUACUUUGAAUACACGACGGACAAAGAACCUCGUGGGAUCAUCCCGCUGGAGAAUCUGAGCAUCAGGGAGGUGGAGGAGCCCAGGAAACCCAACUGCUUUGAGCUGUACAACCCAAAUCACAAAGGUCAGGUGAUCAAAGCCUGCAAGACGGAGGCAGAUGGACGCGUUGUUGAGGGCAACCACGUGGUGUACAGGAUAUCAGCGCCUACGCCAGAGGAGAAGGAGGAGUGGAUUAAAUCUAUCAAGGCCAGCAUCAGCAGAGACCCCUUCUACGACAUGCUGGCCACCAGGAAGAGGCGCAUCGCCAACAAGAAGUGAGGAGGGACAAUUCACAAUCCACUCCGAAGGCCUCCACCUUUCCCUCCUUGAGUUUAUGAACACAUAAAUGGCCGUUCGCCACAGAAGUGACUGCUCUAACCUCGGCUUCUUCUCUGGACGUUCUGCCCGCAGUCGUCAGGGAGACAUCUCUCACAACUUGGGGGGACAGCGGAGCUUCAGGAAAUCCGUGGAAGCGGAGCAGCAAAAACCAGCCUGCUUGUGUCGUGUUGAACUCAUCCGUCCGUCUCACUUGUGUCUGUGUCUUUUAAAGCACAACUGCCAUGUUUCAGGUGCACAUGCAUGCAUGUGAGGUAAAACUGGCCAAUAUUUUUGUGUGUUGGUGUGCAGCAUCUAGAAUACGUGUGCAUGAGAGAUGCAGGUGUUUCCUCCACUGUGCUUUAUUUAAAACAUUUAAACAGAAGAACUUAUAGGAAAUUUAGAUGGAUGCUUUCAUUGUGAGGAGUUAGAGGAGGGAAAUGGACGUGUUUUUGAGGGUUGUUAGUGGAAUCAGUGCAUCUCGAUCUGGUGCUGAAUUCUUCUCUCCAGGUGACCUGCUCAGAGUAACCUCAGAAAAAUAAUCAAACGCAGGUUCUACGUGGAGGAUUAGUCAGCUGGGCUGAUUUCAUCUCAUUAUGUGAAGGAGACUUUUAAAACAAGCACACUUGUGUAUUUUAUUUGAGGAUUUGUGCUUUUGUUGAGGAUUCAGAUUCAACUUGCUUCUCAGAUUGGAAGUUUUAUUCCUUUAUCAGAGCUGGUCGAUUAGACGACGUUCCCACCAACAAGUUAAAGAUUGAAUGAUUAAUGCAACAAGAGGGAAACUGGCUCACCUUUGAUACUGUACCAUUUUAACAGUUGCAACUUGGCUUAGCGAAGCCAAAACUAGCUGCACAUCUUCAUUUGACACAAAUGAUGAGCUAUCAGAGUGAAUAAAAGUAGGUAUUUUGUACAUAAUUGGUGCUAUCAGCACUAGCUUUUGCAUAUAUUCAAUAAAAUAAAUAAGGAAUUUUGAUCAGAUUAACAUCGUCACUGAAGCAUAGCUUUACUCUGAUUCCUUCUGAAUCGGAAAACCUUUAACCAGCUUUUAAAAGGACCAACAUUUAUUUGAACUUUAGAAUCACUUUUAUUUCACAGUCUCUUCAGCUGGGUUUGAUUUCUAACAGUCCAUUAGGUACCAGUCUGAUUAAGCUUUUAUUAUUUGAGUUUUCUUUUCUGUAAUGUAAGUGGACAUUAAUGUAUUGCUGUGAUUUGUUUGCGUUGGUUUCUACUCCUAAAGAUCCUUGCUUGCUUUUGUGUUCCUGCUUUAUGAACUUCAACAUAAUACUCGAGCAUCAUUUUUUUAAUAUUUAUUUUCAUUUGUGAAAUGGUUUAAUACUCCCCUGUAAGUGUUGAAUGAUGUAUGCCUAAGCUAUGUUUGUAUAUAUCCUGUAUAGGUUUGGCUCAGUGUGUUGCUGGAUGCACACGUGUGCGUUAGCUGAAGUUUGGGCUCUUCUUUGCCUUAAACACAAUCGCUGAAGAUUAAUGAUGAAGAGAAUUUAGGUCAAUAACUGACUAAAUUGUUCAAAAGCCAUGAGUGAGAAGAGAGAUGGUUCUAUUUAUGAUAAUGAAAAAGAUUAUAGUGAAAUGUUAAAGAUGCUGAUAAUAUCAUUGAUGUCAAAAACACCAAUAGUUUUCUAUGUGAUUGUAAAUUACAACAUUAGCCUUGUGGUCAGGGCUUGUUUUUAUUUCCUGCAGCCUGUGAGAGGCUGUAGAUGCAUUAACUUUUAUAUUCUGUGUAAAAUCUGUUGGUCACAUUUAGUGUAUCUACAUAAAGUAUACAUAAAGCUUCAA